Zasmidium cellare ATCC 36951 is the source of this 900-nucleotide messenger RNA. RefSeq lists its product as uncharacterized. Gene Ontology annotation, molecular function: protein binding. NCBI's taxonomy places the organism in Eukaryota, Fungi, Ascomycota, Dothideomycetes, Mycosphaerellales, Mycosphaerellaceae. The transcript has 3 exons. The record is from RefSeq and is a predicted model, not a curated record. Bases 1 to 900 code for a protein of 299 amino acids.
AUGACCUCGCCGCAGGUGAUGCAAUCAUCUGCAGCUUCGCGGUUAGCCUUGUUCGAGUUAGCAACAUGGCACUUAUCCAGCCCCAACACGCAAGAUGGGGCUGGUGGGUGGUGGAAGGAACAGCCAGAUGACGCUGCAGGGUCGAUGCAUAAGAAAAACUCGUCGCUACAGAUGUCGCACUUUGUAUCAAGAGGUGGCCGGCGGAACCUUGUUGAUUGGGAUGCGGUAAUCCGUCUGCAGCCGAGCAACAAAGGACGUCUUCGCCGCACGACAUGGAGUAGCCGUGGCAGGAUGAGGAGGAGCUGUGGCGGGCAGCCGAGUGUGGCAUUUGCAGCUAUUGAUGAGAGCGGAGAACCCUCGACCGCAGAAAGUCGUGCCCAGCUGAUGAGAGCAUGCACACGCGCGCGCAACUUCCAGUGGCAGCAGGCAUCGUCAAGGGCAAGUCCUCCAAUGAGUCCAGUCUCCGCAGGCGUUAGAUGGACACCAGUCCUCUUCACGAAAGCGAGACGCGCGGGAUCCAGCAUUUCCCGGGAGGCUUGCUCAUCGUCAAUACACGAGCGUGGUGCCCGAGAUGGAUCUCGAACGGAUGCUGCGAACGCCAGAGGAUUGCGCUUUCAUCAAGUCCCUGCUGGUCGUGAUAUCCGUCGCACGCGAGUUUUGGCCAGAGAUACAGGGGACAAGGAGGCUGCGCCACGUUUGCUGUUGGACGGGCCACCAAAACAGCAGCACGCUGCACGCAACGACGAGACGAGUUCGAUGCACACAAGGCCGGCCAACGCUAGGGGGCAACCUUGCUGUGUGGCACCGAUUAUUGGCGAGCAGGUGAGGUCUCGGAGGAGGUACUUUGUACAGAGGAUGCUCGCAGCGGCUUCUGUCAUGUCGCUCCUGGGCAAUCGCUGA